GGGCGGGUGGUUGGGUCGAGGUUACCGGAGAAAAGAAGUUGAAUGGAUCCGAGGGUAGCCUGGAUUCAGCCCGAACAGAAAGGACCCGCGAACGCCUUAUGGAUGCACGUCUGGGAGACCUCUCAGGGAGCGCGGACGCUCUCCGCUCAGCACCAGCUCCACAACCAGAACAUCAGCCAGUGCGUGAGUUACGCGGCGUUGGACGUUUUGAAAAAUGUGGCGACCGCGGUGGCGUCGGGCAAGAGCGUCGUCGUCGGCGGCGGCGACGUUACCGCCGGCCUGAGCGGCAGCGGCGGCGGCCAUCGCGUCGUCAUGAACGGCGCCGCGAUCUCCUCGCUCGGGAUCGCGCUGUCCAAGGGGAAUGUACACAACGCUUUCGCAGCGGCGCCGGCCGAGGGGAGAAGCCUCCCGCGGAAGACGGGCUCCGUGUCCUCGUCCUCCUCGCAGGAGUCCCGGACCGACAGCCCCCCGCCCGGCUGCUCGCUUGAGCGGACUACUGCGGCGAAGGCACCGGGGAGCGGUGCCACUCUGCAGCUGAGCGCGAGGGACGGCGUGGACAACAAUGUCAACCUUUACCACCACCACCACCAGCACAAGCACCAACAACGUCCCCUACAGGAGCACACGGCGUUCAAUCUCCAGCAGCUCUGCGUGAAAAGCCACCAGGCUCAGCCCCCUGUACCUGCGAACCACACACACAACAACCACCACCACCACCACCCGGGCCGCAGGAAAAGCGACAACAAAGCGAGCACUUAUGGGAUGAAUUACCUGCUUUCCAACUGCACUAACGGCAACCACGCGAGCACCUGGACGCCGUGGAAGACGAGGAAGUACAACCCCGGGGUCGUCGGGCUCCACGAGGAGGUGAUGGACCUCUACAACUUCAUGUCCCCUCGGCCAGAGGAAGCAGCUAUGAGGAAGGAGGUGGUGAACCGGAUAGAGACCAUCAUCAAGGAGCUGUGGCCCACUGCAGAUGUCCAAAUAUUUGGCAGCUUCAGCACAGGGCUGUACCUCCCAACAAGCGACAUCGACCUGGUGGUGUUCGGGAAGUGGGAGCGGCCCCCGCUGCAGGAGCUGGAACAGGCUCUACGCAAGCACAACGUGGCCGAACCCUUCUCCAUCAAAGUGCUGGACAAGGCUACGGUGCCAAUCAUCAAGCUGACGGACCAGGAGACCGAGGUGAAGGUGGACAUCAGUUUCAACGUGGAGACUGGUGUGAAGGCGGCAAGCUUCAUUAAAGAUUAUGUAAAGAUGUACCCUGUGCUGCCUUACCUGAUCUUUGUGCUGAAGCAGUUUCUGCUGCAGAGGGACCUCAACGAAGUCUUCACCGGGGGAAUCAGCUCCUACAGCCUCAUCCUCAUGGUCAUCAGCUUCCUGCAGCUCCAUCCUCGCAUCGACGCCAGAAACCCCAGUGAGAAUCUGGGCGUGUUGCUGAUCGAGUUCUUUGAGCUGUACGGCCGCCAUUUCAACUACUUGAAGACUGGGAUCCGCAUCAAAAGUGGAGGCGCGUACAUUCCCAAAGAGGAGAUCAUGAAGGCCAUGACGAACGGAUACCGGCCAUCCACGCUGUGCAUAGAGGACCCGCUUCUCCCAGGUAACGAUGUGGGGAGGGGCUCCUACGGCGCCCUGCACGUCAAGCAGGUGUUCGACUACGCCUACACCGUCCUGAGUCACGCCGUGUCGCCGCUCGCGCGGUCCUAUCCCAACAAGGACUCUGAAAGCACCUUGGGGAGGAUAAUCCGGUUGACCCAGGAAGUUAUCGACUAUCGGGAAUGGAUCAUUAAGAAGUGGGGGGGCAGGGAGCUGGCGCGAUCAGACAACAGAGUCUCCCCUACCACGGAGCCGGCGCCGCAGCCCGAGCGCUGCAUGCUGGGCGGCGUGGAGGCGGAGGAGCAGCAGAGGGACUCGGCGUCGCCGCACAGCGCCGACUCGCCCAUGUCCAUCUCCAGCCCCCGGCAGCACUCGUCGGCCUCCUCCGUGUCCUCGCUGUCUGGAUCCGACAACGACUCUGAUUCGGCGCUGCCGUGUCCCGUCCCUCCUCCCCCCGCCAUGCCGCCGUACCCGUCUUUCCCGCACCUGGGCCUGGCUUUGCCGCCGGGCCUCAACUUGGGCACCUGCAAGCCCGGCAUUGGAGGCCACCACCACCACCACCACCACCACCUCCUCCUGCAUUCCGGCUCACAGGCUCGCGUCUCGCUGCCCGGUGGUCUAGCCAUGCACUCCAUACCUGGCAGACAGGUGUGUAUAGAGACCGGGCUCCCUUCCUUCUUCCAAAUGCCCCCCCCAGCCCGGGCUCAUGCCCCCGCCCCCUCCAGCCCCCAGUCUCCGCCCAGCCCCCACUCGGGCCACACACACAAGAACGCAGCCAAUUUCAACGUGAAGGGCUUCCACAACCCGCCGCUGGGCAACAACCCCGUCCUGGCGAACCGCGGACACACACACAGUCACACGCAGUACCACCGCAACACCUGGCGCCGCAGAAAGAGGGACAGCCUCCCGGUCAGCCUCAGCAGGUAGUCGCCCCGCCCCUCGGGCUGCAGCAGCCCGGGGAGGAUGGACAGGCAGACCCACAGAGGUCCACUCUGGGACGUGGAGCUCCACCCCCCCCCCCCCUCCCCUCCAGACCCAGGUCUGCGUCUUCGCCCUACUGUCUCCUGCUGUCCCCUCCUGUCCGCAUGACGUUCGCUUCCACUUUUGUAUUUUCAGUAUUAUGUUACUUUCAAUAUUUUGUUUCCUUUUUUUGUUUGACGUGGUGAUGAGGUCAUCGCCAAGUACACUUGACCUCGUUUUGACCGUUGCAGCCAAGCUGCCUGCGGGUUCAGUGUUACUUUUUUUUUUUUACAGUUUAUACACUUAAGAACAAAACAUUUUUUUUUUUCAUUUGUGCAAUAAUGUUAUUUUUCUUUUUUAAGCUAAGGUAAAUGCUUAUUUAAUUGUGUGUGUGUGUGUGUGUGUGUGUGUGUGUGUGUGUGUGUGUGUGUGUGUGUGUGUGUAUAUGUAAGGCAUAAGGCAUUUUUAUACAGUUGUUUUAUUUUUGUAGUUUUAAAUUGUUUCCGAAACCUUUCACCAGGCAGGUGUGCGCGUGUGUGUGUGUGUGUGUGUGUGCGCGCCUGCCUGUCGCCAGGUCGAGUCAGACCCGAGUUCAAAGACCCCGAUCCCUUCCCUCUCGUUCCGUCUCAAGUUGUUCCGUUGGAUAAAGCGGCACCAGAGGAGGACACCGAGCUCUUAACUUCAUAUCCUUCCACUUGUCUUCAUCGCCCCCCCCCUCCCUUGUGAAAAAUGUUGGACGUUGACGGAGAAUUCCUCGUGAGAGUUUUGUUCCUCUGUCCAGAGGGAAGUGGAAGGGUAGAAACGGCACCCUGGGAAAUGGUGAGAAACCCGAGUUGAGGAUGUGAUCCCCUCUUGAGCCAGAAGAGGGCGCCCCUGAGCGGGUGGCGCCUCAGCAGCGCCUCCUCCCGGUCUGUGCGUCUGUCCCCAGUGGGACCGUCCUUGUUGCCGUAUCCGGGCCGGUUUGGGCCAGCUUCCUCUCCACUACAAGUGAUUUUUUAAUUUUUUUUUAUAUAUAGAGAAGAGCUUCCUGACUACGAAGAGUUCUGGCCCCCAAGUCCUCUUAAACGUACACGCUCGUGUCUUUUCGCGGCCGUCUCUUUCUGUCACGUGUUGUCGGCGGGUUGGGACCGAGAAGGCAACAGCUGUCCUAACUGGACAUCUAAGAUCAAGAAUGGAGUGACGGGCCGGAGAAAGAGCCCCAGAAGUCCUCUCGAGCCCCUCCAGUCGAGGGGCGCGCCUGUGUAAAUCACUGCAGAUCAACACUACGAUGUUCAUCCAUACGGUUUUCUCCUCAGAGGGAGGGAGGGGGAGA
Molecule: messenger RNA, 3865 nt
Organism: Pungitius pungitius (ninespine stickleback)
Lineage: Eukaryota; Metazoa; Chordata; Actinopteri; Perciformes; Gasterosteidae
Gene: tent4a
Product: terminal nucleotidyltransferase 4A
Exons: 13
Coding region: 43-2520 (825 amino acids)
Biological process (GO): RNA 3'-end processing
Cellular component (GO): nucleolus; TRAMP complex
Molecular function (GO): poly(A) RNA polymerase activity; mRNA binding
Source: RefSeq, a predicted model, not a curated record